This is a messenger RNA of Rhizophagus irregularis DAOM 181602=DAOM 197198, 1420 nucleotides long. NCBI's taxonomy places the organism in Eukaryota, Fungi, Glomeromycota, Glomeromycetes, Glomerales, Glomeraceae. The record is from RefSeq and is a predicted model, not a curated record.
CAGAAUUAUUUAAAAUAAGAGCAACACCAGCUAUUAUUUUUAUGAAUUCUUAUAUUAAUUUUGUUAACUAUCCAAAAGAAUAUAAUUGGAUUUUGGAAUUAAUCAACCCUCAACCUAGUCCAUUUGUUGAAACAAUAAAUAGAGAUAUUUAUAAAACAUGGAAUGGGGAAUCAUUAAUUAAUUUUAAAUGGGAUAAUUAUGGAAAGUAUUAUUAUGCAAUAAUUUGGAUUGGGUUUAAUGUUUUUCUUGGAUGCUUUACUGCCGCUGCAUCAGUUCCUCAAAUUAAUAGUAAUGAUCAAAGUCAUCUUCUAAUUGCUUCAUUCAUACUUGGACUUAUUCAUCUUAGUUUUGAAGUUCGUCAGUUUAUUUAUAGUCCUAGUAAAUGGAUUGACGAUUAUUGGAACUUUUUUGAUUUAGGAGCUUAUUUAGUUCCUACUUUGACUUCCAUUUGUUUGUUAUGCAGAGUUAAUGUAAAAACUUUUUGGCUUUCAUUUUCAUGUCUCUUGUUAGACCUAAAAUUUUUGUUGUUCUUUAGAGCAUUUGAGUCAUUUGGUGUCUAUUUUGCAAUAAUAGUUGGUGUUACAAAGCAGAUAUUUUAUUUUCUGGUUAUUUUUUUUAUUAUAGUCAUUAGCUUUGCCCAUGCUUUUUUGAUCAUUUUAAGACCAAAACUUGAAUAUUCUUUAGAUCAACCCACAAUUAAUGAUGACCCCAAUAAUCCUUGGAAUUUAAAUACUACUUACAAUAGAGUAGAAAAUGAAACUAUCACACAAGGUGCAUCAUUUGUUCAAGUACCUGAUGAGAAUACUAAUAUGUUUACAGACUAUAAGACUGCACUUUUUGCGGUGUACCUAUUUCUUACAGGUGAUACAAGUGCUUUAACUAAUAAAUGGGAAUAUAAAGAAAAUCCAGCUCUUGUAAUAUACAUCUUAUUAUUUUCUUUCCUAAUUGUUAUAUACCUUAUGAAUUUAUUUAUUGGAUUACUUAAUAUGGCGAUUGAGAAAGAAAACAAUAGAGUUUCAUACUUGGUACAAAAGGCAGAGAUUUUAGCUGAUAUUGAAAUGUUUUAUAUGUUGCCACAUACAAGACGUCGUGAAGAUUGGUUUCCUACUAAUGCAAUAUAUUACUAUGCUGAUAUUGUUAAGACUCGAAAAAUGAUUAAAGAAUUGAUUAGUGAGGGAGAAUGGGAAGCUGGUGAAUUCCAAGAUAUGAAAAAGGAUUUAUUAAAAUUACUCAAUAUUCAACAUGAACCAAAUGAUUAAACUUUUUCUAAUCGGUGUAUUGGUAGUACAAGUGUUUAGUUAUGAGUGGUAGCAAGGAAUAACAAUUUAUUCACUAUCUAUAAGCCAAACACAAAAUGUGAAAUUCUGUAUACUGAAAAGUUUUCAAAAAUUUUUUUUCUUCUUUAGUUAUUUAAAUUAUC